This is a messenger RNA of Dioscorea cayenensis subsp. rotundata (Guinea yam), 1127 nucleotides long. Its product is annotated as derlin-2.2-like. The record is from RefSeq and is a predicted model, not a curated record. Lineage: Eukaryota; Viridiplantae; Streptophyta; Magnoliopsida; Dioscoreales; Dioscoreaceae. Gene Ontology annotation, molecular function: ubiquitin-specific protease binding; misfolded protein binding. The transcript has 6 exons. Gene Ontology annotation, cellular component: Hrd1p ubiquitin ligase ERAD-L complex; endoplasmic reticulum membrane. Bases 138 to 869 code for a protein of 243 amino acids. Gene Ontology annotation, biological process: endoplasmic reticulum unfolded protein response.
AGCUCUCUGCUCGUCGUCAUUGUCCUCCUCUCAAUCUCCAACCUUGUGCCCUAGAAAUCAAAACCUUCGAUUUCUCUAGUUCGAUUCUAAAUUAGGGAUAGGUUUAGGGUUUCUUGCGGAGAUAAUUGGCACGGAGGAUGGCUCAGGCAGUGGAAGAGUGGUACAAGCAGAUGCCAGUGAUUACGCGGUCGUAUCUCACUGCCGCCGUCGUCACCUCCGUCGGUUGCUCUCUCGAGAUUAUUACUCCCUACCAUUUGUAUCUGAACCCGAAGCUUGUACUCCAAAAUUAUGAGAUCUGGCGCCUCAUAACGAACUUCUUUUACUUCAGAAAAAUUGAUUUGGACUUCCUUUUCCACAUGUUUUUCCUUGCUCGGUACUGUAAAUUACUUGAGGAAAACUCAUUCAGGGGGCGAACUGCGGAUUUCUUUUACAUGCUUUUAUUUGGUGCUACUGUUUUAACUGGAAUUGUUCUCAUUGGUGGGAUGAUACCGUAUGUAUCUCAAAACUUUGCAGCAAUAUUUUUCCUUAGCAACUCACUGACUUUCAUGCUGGUUUAUGUAUGGAGCAAGCACAACCCUUAUAUUCACAUGAGUUUCUUGGGCUUAUUUACUUUUACAGCUGCUUAUCUACCUUGGGUUCUUCUGGGCUUCUCUUUUCUCAUGGGCACUAGUACAUGGGUGGAUAUUCUGGGUAUGAUCGCUGGUCAUGCUUACUAUUACCUCGAAGAUGUCUAUCCAAGGAUGACCGGCCGUCGCCCGUUGAAGACCCCUUCUUUCAUCAAAUCUCUAUUUGCUGAUGAUAAUGUUGUUGUGGCACAGCCAGCAAAUGUGAGAUUCGCCCCUCCAGCACCUGAGCUUCAUCAAGACUAAUUAUUCAUAUGCCAUAAGAUCUGCUGCUUGUUAGCAUGAGCAUCAGAUGUUAAAUGAUAUAUAUAUAUAUAUAUAUAUUUAUAUUCUUAGGUAUAUGAUUGUUUUUUAAUCUCCAUGUCCUAAUCCUUUUUGAAAUCAAAAUCUUGCAUGCUUUUGUGGUAUGUAAACAGCUAAAACAUAAGUUUUCUUAGCCAUUCUUGUGCAUAUAUGAAUGUAAUAGGUUGUUUAAUAAAUGUUGAAAUCCUGGUCUUUGUGCAA